UCUGCAGUGAAACUGAUGCCCCUCAGACCCCCUCGACACCGUCCCGUCAACAACAACAACAACAACAACACACCCCGCAUCAGCACCACCACCACCAGCACCAUCACCACCACCACCACCAUCACCCUCACCACCACCCGCCCCUCAGCGAGCCUCCAGGGUCACCGCCACAACACGCGAAUGAAGUCAAGUAUGUGUCAGCCAACUGCAUGGUUGUCACACACUACGCUGGAGACACAGCAGCCGUGGUGGAUGAGCACUUCACCCGUGCUCUCUCCACCCCACACUUCGAGAAACCUCACUCACCCGGCAAAGCGUCGUCGCCCAUGUCGUCUAGGAACUUCCCACCAUCGUUCUGGAACAGCAACUACCAGGUGCCUUCGUCGUCGUCACGACCUCCCAGCCUGGCUGGUCACCUCGGAGCGUCACCAGCAGACCUCUACGACCCUUACCAUGGGGGUCUCCACUCCCUCCAGCCCCCUGCCCCAGACCCCUGGGCAGCUUACUCCUUAUCCUCUCAGGCGUACGGUCACCGGAGCGUGGCGCACGACGUGUACCAAGCAGCCAUGUCGUCAGUGCCUUCGUCGUCUCGUCCCUACCACCAGUACUCCUCACUCUCCCUCCAACCUCACCUGGCCAGACUUCCCUCUGUAGGCUCACAAAUGGGGAUGAGUAAACCUGAGAGCUGGGGAGCGAGAUACCAUGAAGCCUUCACUAGUCCAGAGUUCUCACACACCCUCGACACAAACUACUCAACACCUCACUACCCCAACGUACCAGGUUUGGAGAGCGGGGUGCCACAGGAGGGUGCAAAGGACCUCUACUGGUUUUAAGGAUCACCUGAAUGUUAGAAGUGUAAAUUAUUCUGCCGCGUUGUCUGCAUUGGCUGCUUGAACCACGUCAAAAAACGUUAUCCUUGCAUCAGAAUGUUGCAGUACUUGGCAGAGCACGUGAUAGUGUUUGCCUGAAACUGUGUGGAUACAAAAGACAUGUAAAUGACUUCGGUGUUAAGUCACCAAUGUUCCUAUGGAGAUGGCUGAACUUCUUACUCGAGGCUUGACCAUGGUAGUGCAAGACUAUAAAAAGAAAACUUUCAGUGAGCUUAAGCAAUGCAGCUUUAUCAAAAUGGCUAACUCGAGUCUUGUGCCAGCAGUGUAGCCUCGUCAGGAAAUUGUAAUAAGCUCGAGCAGUGUAGCCUCGUCAGGAUGACUGGAGUCUUGUGCCAAGGGGCAAAAAUGAACCUCAUUUUCUUGCCAAGUGAUCAGUAAGGCAAUCACACAAAGGUGCUAUAUGGUGUCAAAUAUGCAACUAUUGCGAUAGUUCUAAUGUAUUUUUGUUCAACUAUGAAUGUACAAACUGGAAUUUUUAUUCAACUGCUAAUGCUUUAAUAUAUUUUAGGUUAAUUGUACAGUUUUGUUCUUAUUUGCGAUAUUAAUAGUUGUACUCUUUAGUUUGGCUGACUAGCUAAGUGCAAGUAUGUCUUCUGCAUAAUCACCACUCCUGCCUGUGUUGUCUCUUCCACCAGUGUUGAUGCCCUGACCUCUGGUCACUCCUAGUGCUUGUGUUAGUCUCUUCCAGUGUUGCUGCUCUUACCUAUGGUCACUCCCACUGUGUUGUCACUCACUAGUGUUGUGACUUCUGUUACUUAAGCCAUCAGUACUAGUAUUUUAUUCAAGGGGAACUGUUAAAUCCGUAAGUGUCAUAUACCUGGGGAAUGGGAAGCAAUCCUGCUUGGUUCGAGGAAAAGGGUAGCUCAGAUUUCUUGGAUCAAGAGCCCUUUAUCGGAAUCAGUGAACUCCGCUGAAGGGUCAUAAUAUAUAUUUUCUGAUUCUACCAAGGAAGCUUUCUUGCCAUCGGUACCUCCUCUGGAGCCUAAAUGAACCCGGUCUUCCCUUCACGGUGCCUUCAUACCGAUGACGGGCUCUUGAUCCAAGAAAACGGAACUUUCCUUCCUUUGGAUCGAGCCUGAUCCAGUCUCCAUAGGCGUUGUAAGACCCCUAUGGGUUUAGCGCUUCUCUGUGAUUAAAACUAACCUGACCUGAGAGUGGCCUUGCACUGAGCGUCGCCAUCUUUGUUUCAUUAACACUAGUGUAACCAACCAAGACAACAGACAUAUCAUUUACUAAUAAGAGAUGGGGAAACAAGCAGCCUAAGUUAGCUACGAGGUACAUAACAUAUGUAUCACCUACUGCAUAUGUACGAUGUAACAUGUAUCACAUGCUACAUAUAUGUAACGUGUCACGUACUGCACACGUACGUGUCACGUACUGCACACGUACCGUGUCACGUACUGCACACGUAACGUGUCACGUACUGCACAAGUAACGUGUCACGUACUGCACACGUAACGUGUCACGUACUGCACACGUAACGUGUCACGUACUGCACACGUAACGUGUCACGUACUGCACACAUAACGUGUCACGUAUUGCAUACGUAACGUGUCACGUAUUGCAUACGUAACGUGUCACGUACUGCACAUGUAUGAUGUAAUAUGUAUCACGUGCUACAUAUAUAACAUCACUUACUGCAUAUGUACCAUAUGUCACAUACUAUGUAUAUGCAUGAUGUAACAUGUACCACAUACUACAUAUGUAUGAUGUAACAUAUCACAUAUUACAUUUGCAUGAUGUAACAUGUACUGCAUAUGUAACAUGUAUCACGUACUACAUAUGUAAUAUGUAUCACGUAAUACGUAAGUAAAUGUAUCACGUAAUACAUAUGCAAAUGUAUCACGUAAUACAUAUGAAAAUGUAUCACGUAAUACAUAUGCAAAUGUAUCACGUAAUACAUAUGCAAAUGUAUCACGUAAUACAUAUGUAACAUGUAUCUGGGAAUUCUCAUUAACUAAUAUUUAUUGACAUUAACACAUUCUUUUAAUUUAUUUAUUACGUUAUGUUAAGAUAGAAUUCCUACGGUAUAUGAAACGUGAAUGCGUGAAAUGUGUCGUUAACCAGGUUCAAGUGUCAUUAACCAGGUUCAACCUGAACAGUGUGAAUAGUUUCCAUGUUAUUGUUUCUCCAUUUGAAGGCUUACUGCUAUUACAUUCAUGGGGAAGAGCUAAAAUUGUAUGGGUUAUACAACACUUGGGGCAACUGGGGGGGGGACACUCAGGGUUUGAUCCGACAGCUCUUCACAGGCAUCAAGGGAACUCUGUCCCUGAAGAGUGUACUAUAUGGGAAGUGUAGUCAGUGAAGUUGGAUGGGUAAGAUUUUGUUCGGAUCUUUAACCCCGGAGGGCUAGCCACCGAGGAAUAACCCAAGAAAGGCAGUGCGUCAUCGAGGGACUUAUUUAUAUGGGGGUCCUCAGUCUUGUCAGCGACCCACACCAGUCGACUAACACCCAGGUACCUACUUGUUUGCUACAAUGGAACAGGUGUACGGGAACACGCCCAAUGUUUUCAUCUUUACCGUGGACACAGCGUGUGUAGAGAGAGCGUUCCUUACCAGGAUAUGGGCCACCUGAGAUUAAUUAGGUUUGAAGCCUGUGACCUACAGGAAGGACCUUAAGACUGUAUGACACCUGUUCAUAGCCAGUCAAGAAUCUUUCAUCCCUAAAAUGGGGAUUAAAGCGAACUCUCAGCCCAUAUACACUUGAGACAUACACUUUGCGAUGUGUAUAUACAGUGUCAGUGAAUGAAGGAAAUUAUUGGUUUAUGACAUUUAUACUGGCCGCUGUUUUCUCCAGCGCUCACUCCCUCUCAAUAUCGUGCCGUUAAAAAAAAAAGCUAAACUCAAGGAAUAUUACGAUGGUACUUAUUAUCAGUGUGUGGUUACGACAAUAUAUCAAAAUUUACCAUGUUAACAGAGAUUCACCUACAUUAAGUAAAACGUAUAAAAUGGACCGUGGUAAUUUAUAUCACAGAAAUGUGGCGUAGUUUCAUGUCAUGUUCUACGGUGGCUAGGAUUGAAAAUCAGUGCGUUUUUCCUACACGAUUUCUUCCAAUGCCGAUGACAUCAUUUUAUGAAUUAUUAUACUCAAAAAGAGCACUGAACCUACAAGGGUCAUACAGCGCCACAAUUUAUGGAUAAAUUACAUUUCGUGUAGAAAAUGACGUUUACAUAACUUAAUCUAGCCUGAACAUUUUAUUUUCAUGGGGAAGAGCUAAACGUUAGUUACACAGCACCUGAAGAACAGGAGGUAAUUAGGUUUGAUCCGGGGAAAGGGAGUAUAGCCCUUCAUCAAUUCAGGGUUUCUUGAACCGUAGACAACAGUUAAAAAUUAGUCUUGUGGUAGGAAAGACGGCGCAGAAACAGCCUAGCAGUGAAAAGAUUUCGUGUAACAUAUUCCUUCAAAUUUGUAAAUUUAAGCUUGCCCUAAUAUGAAUGUGGUAUUGUACUGAGGAGCUCAUGUUAAAAUGUGAAACUGAGUGCAUGUAUCAUGUAUUAUAAGAAUUAUCAAGAGCCAACAGAAUCACAUCAAAACGAACAGUAAGAAUCACAUCAUGAGAGAGCAGGAAGAAAGGUGGGUGUAAGCAGGGAGGUGAGGUGCUGCCUGUAUCAGCAGGGUGGUGAGGUGCUGCCUGUAUCAGCAGGGUGGUGAGGUGCUGCUUGUAUCAGCAGGGUGGUGAGGUGCUGCUUGUAUCAGCAGGGUAGCGAGGUGCUGCUUGUAUCAGCAGGGUAGUGAGUUGCUGCUUGUAUCAGCAAGGUGGUGAGUUGCUGCUUGUAUCAGCAAGGUGGUGAGUUGCUGCUUGUAUCAGCAGGGUGGUGAGUUGCUGCUUGUAUCAGCAAGGUGGUGAGUUGCUGCUUGUAUCAGCAGGGUGGUGAGUUGCUGCUUGUAUCAGCAAGGUGGUGAGGGGUUGCUUGUAUCAGCAGGGUGGCGAGUUGCUGCUUGUAUCAGCAAGGUAGAGAGGUGCUGCUUGUAUCAGCAAGGUGGAGAGGUGCUGCUUGUAUCAGCAGGGUGGUGAGGUGCUGUUUGUAUCAACAGGGAGGUGGUGAGGUGCUGCUUGUAUCAGCAGGGUGGUGAGGUGCUGCUUGUAUCAUCAGGGUGAUGGUGUGCUGCUACUUGUAUCAGCUGGGUGGGGAGGUGCUGCUUGUAUCAGCAGGGUGGAGAGGUGCUGCUUGUAUCAGCAGGGUGAAGAGGGGCUGCUUGUAUCAGCAGGGUGGAGAGGUGCUGCUUGUAUCAGCAGGGUGGAGAGGUUCUGCUUGUAUCAGCAGGGUGGUGAGGUGCUGCUUGUAUCAGCAGGGUGGUGAGGUGCUGCUUGUAUCAUCAGGGUGAUGGUGUGCUGCUACUUGUAUCAGCUGGGUGGGGAGGUGCUGCUUGUAUCAGCAGGGUGGAGAGGUGCUGCUUGUAUCAGCAGGGUGAAGAGGGGCUGCUUGUAUCAGCAGGGUGGAGAGGUGCUGCUUGUAUCAGCAGGGUGGAGAGGUUCUGCUUGUAUCAGCAGGGUGGUGAGGUGCUGCUUGUAUCAGCAGGGUGGUGAGGCACUGCUUGUAUCAGCAGGGUGGUGAGGCACUGCUUGUAUCAGCAGGGUGGUGAGGCACUGCUUGUAUCAAGCAGUGGAGACAGUAACAGCUUGGAAGCUGCAACAUGACAUGUCUUAAUGAAGAAGUGCCAGCACACUGAAGAGUGCCACAAGUGCCGCAAGUACCGCCUAUGGUGGGAAUCCAAGCCAGCCAUCAGGAUAUGGACCUGGCAUGGGCGUCACCCUAAACACUUACAUAUACAUAUCAUGGGGAAGCGCUAAACCUCUAGGGCGUCAUACAGCAUCCGGGGAUUGGGAGAUAAUCAGGUUAAAGAAAAGGUUAGCUCCAUUUCCUGGUAUCAAGAGCCCUUCACCAGCUCCUGGAAGGGGUAAUAUAUAUACGUCACACCAUUAGGAAUCUGUGUGAUAAUUUUCAUGUAAUCAAACAUUUUAUGUUGACUUUGGAAGCAUAAGUUUUUUUUGGUCAGCAAAGUUGGAAAUAAAUCUUGUUUCUUAAAGGACUUUAUAUUACAUGUUUUUAAAACUAUUUUCCUAAUUAUAAGCCGAACUUGCCGAAUAGGCGGAACUCCCUUAAAAUUAAACUUUUUCUAAAAAAUUCUUUAACAGUAUGAUAGCUAUUUUUUCAUUGACAAUGAUAUAAAGAUUUUUAUUUUUGGACUUAAACUUAGAAACCUUAUUUCAACCAGCGUAUUUUUUUUUUAGCUAUCUUCUAUGUAUAGCACAGUUCACUUUAAAUUGAUUUAAUACUGAAAUAAAUGAUACAUAUUUUUUCAUUAUGCUCAGAUCGAUUUUCAUUUUGCUAAUUCGGCACAGUGAACGCUUGCUAAAUAGGCUAAACUUGGCGGUUCGGCUUAAUCGGCACAACAUAUACUAUAUUGCAAAACAAGCCACGUGGGGAUGAAAACCUUUAGAUCAGGAUCUUUCGUACUCUCGUGCUUCAUCAGAGGAAUAACAAAAAAGGCACAAUACCGUGACUGGAACGAUACACAAAUAACCCGCACAUAAAAGAGAGAAAGUGGUCGAUCUCUUUCUGACAGACUUAGGGAGCACAAAAAUAGUGUUAGGCUUGCCAACACUAACAAUGCUCUUUUCUGUCACGUCAGAGAUCAUAGCCAUAGCCAGUGGCACUAAUUGACAAGGACAGUAAUAAGUUUAGUGGAAUAACAGAAAGGAGCAGGAAGGGUAAAGAGAGUGGAGGGUCCUUAAGUAUAUAUUACACAAAUAGUCGCAGUGCUAGGAAUAAGAUGGACGAGUUGAGACUAGUUGCUAGUGCAGGUAACAUAGAUGUAUUUGCCAUUACUGAGACGUGGUUUAACUCAAAAAGUCGGGACAUGCUUGCAGAAUGUCACAUUCAGGGUUUUAAA
Messenger RNA from Cherax quadricarinatus, 6786 nucleotides. NCBI's taxonomy places the organism in Eukaryota, Metazoa, Arthropoda, Malacostraca, Decapoda, Parastacidae. The record is from RefSeq and is a predicted model, not a curated record.